Marchantia polymorpha subsp. ruderalis is the source of this 1824-nucleotide messenger RNA. NCBI's taxonomy places the organism in Eukaryota, Viridiplantae, Streptophyta, Marchantiopsida, Marchantiales, Marchantiaceae. The record is from the annotation of a GenBank genome assembly.
CAAGAAGCAGCAAGCGAGGGCCGAAGGCGAGGCGGGGACAGAGGAAUUUGCCUGCUGCCGCCAUGGAGGUGGCGUGCAGUGUCCAGAGCUUGAGGAGCGUGAGGAACAUUCACCGCAUCUCCGUUUGGAAUGCUGCGCAAUUGGCUUUGUUGUCUUUCCGGGAGCAGGAGGAUAUGAGAAACAUCAUCGACGGCAUGGGCAGAUUGUCGGCCCAAGCUCAGCAUCUGAGAACACCAAUCACAGACUACGGUCGCCUGAAGGCCGGAUCUCACACCCUCUACCUGUGCACGACCGGAGUCCAAGGCAAGCCAGAGCUCGUCUUGGCCAAAGGAAUGCUGAAGGUCGGGAGAAAGAAUCUGUUCAUCCGGAAAGAUAACGGACAGCUCGUGGAGAUGUCCCCGCUCUGUGUGCUCGACUUUUAUGUCCACGAGUCUUGUCAGAGGAUGGGACUAGGCCACGAACUAUUUGAAACCAUGCUAUCAAAGGAGAAGGCGAGCGCACGUGAACUUGGUUAUGACAGGCCUUCAUCCAAAUUCCACUCGUUCCUUGAGAAGUAUUAUCACCUGACAGAAUUUCUACCUCAGGCAAAUCAAUAUGUGGUGUUCAAGGACUACUUCAACGUAGACCAGACUAAUAGCAAUGGUGCGUGUGCUCUAGACGAGAGGGGCAGAAGCCCAGGGACAGGGUUUUUGGAGAGCUCGGGCAAAAAGGACAAGGUACUGCACGGCCGGAGAGCGACCGUUUCCGAGUCCUCAAACUCUGAUGCUGAGUUUUGUCCGGCAAGGAAAUCGGAGCGUGAUGUUAAGGGGAGCCAUGACGUUGGGGUUGCAGAUCCUUGCACGGUCCAGCAGCAGCCGCCCUCUGGACGCAGACAAUCAAGACAUCACAUGGCGAACUUGCCAGUUGUAAACAAGGUACCUUGUCACUCAAAUUCAGUCGACACUCAAAGACACGUCCCGAGUCUUUCUUCCUCCACGGCUGCGAAUGACCGAGAUAGUUCGGGUGUGAGGAAACAUGCUGCUGCUGCUGGAGAGUAUAAGCCGAGUAUUCAUGGCAGACGGAGUACUCUGUCUGGUCCUUCCAAGUCCACCGAUGCGAGGAAAGCAUCCGAAAAAGCGUACGCUAGGUAUCCCAGCCCUCCGUGCCUUCCGAAGACCUUGGAGAAUGAACCCAAGGACGACAGCUGUUGCAAUCCCUACAAGUUUCCGAGAACAGAGAGCACACGAUCCAGAAUUUUUCACGAAGACUGCUUCGUGCAAAUUGCAAGGCCAGCAGCUCCUCCUCUCAAGUGCCCUUUCUGGACUGAAGAUGCACCCGCUUUCCGCACCAAAAAUUCGGACACUAUAGAUAAAAUCAACCUUCUUGCAUCCGCACCAGUUUCGUUCGAAAACACUAGGUCUUGUUAUCACGCUGGAAUGAAGGGCUACGGUGCGGCAGAAGCGAUGGGUUGGAGCAGUAGUCUCAUCAAGUAGAUCGAGCUCGAAACUGCGUGAAAGUAGCUUAGUCGAUGGCUGUUCCUUCCCGGUGUGCAUUUACUCUUUCUGCGAGAGCUUGAAUAGACUGUAACGAUGCGGAUCUAGAGUCUUUUGAUACCAAAUGCUUCGAAUCUCGGUCGCCCGUUGUUCGCUGAUCCAUGAGAUCAAGAGUCUUUGUGUAUGUCGAUGUCUUCAUGCAAGAUCGUCCCCAAAUCUCGACACUCUCUGCAUCUCUGAAGUUUAUGCUGGCAAUUCGGAACGCACUGUGUUCUCGGGUCGGAAAUUCUGUCCUUUCCACCGUUGUACAGAGUUGUACAGAGUCCAUGCGAUAAGCUGAGUGGACUGGCGG